AACUUUCAGUCUUCUCUUAGAAUUAGUAGGGUGAGGUGACCAACAAUGGGGUUGAAGAAGAUGGGUGUUCUCUUCCAGUUUCUAGUGGCUGCUGUGGUCUUUAGUGAGAUGCUUCUUUGCAUGGUUGAAGCAAAGGUCCAUUACUAUGAUUUUGUUGUGAAAGAUGAGAAUUUUACAAGGCUUUGUGAAACAAAAUCUGCUCUGGUUGUCAAUGGAAGCCUUCCAGGGCCAGUGCUUUAUGUCAAUAAGGGUGAUGUAAUGUACGUUAAUGUUCACAACAGAGGUGGCUAUAAAUUCACCAUUCACUGGCAUGGAGUGAAGCAACCAAGGAACCCAUGGUCUGAUGGUCCAGAGUACAUCACACAAUGUGGAAUUCAGCCUGGUACAAACUUCACCUAUGAGGUCAUAUUUUCUGAUGAGGAAGGCACCCUCUGGUGGCAUGCCCACAGUGACUGGACAAGAAACACUGUCCAUGGAGCCAUUGUCAUUUAUCCUGAAGAAGGCAGCUCCUAUCCUUAUCCCAAACCAGACGGUGAAGAAGUCCUUGUACUGGGAUCAUGGUAUACCUAUGAUGUGAAUUUAGUGGUUGAACAGGACCUUGCAACUGGGGCUGAUUUACCAGUUUCAGAUGCUUAUACCAUAAAUGGCCAACCAGGAGACUUCUGUGCCUGCUCCAAAGAAUCCACAUAUCGUUGGCAAGUUGAUUAUGGAAAGACCUAUCUUAUACGUAUUGUGAAUGCAAUCAUGAAUUCAGAAGCAUUCUUCGCCAUUGCUGGACACAACCUCACUGUUGUGGGAAUGGAUGCAUCAUACCUUAAACCCUUUAUCACAAGCUAUAUCACGAUAGGCCCCGGACAAACCAUGGACGUUCUUGUGACAGCAAACCAAUCUUUUGGCCAAUAUUACAUGGCUGCCAGGCAAUUCUACACUGAUAAAGCUAUCUUCACUGAAUAUGACAAAACAAAUGUUACUGCAAUUCUUGAGUAUAAAGGCAACUACACUCCCCCAGAUCCUCCUUCUUUCCCAUCCGACACACUUCCUUCUUACGCAGAUUAUCCUGCUGGAAUAACUUUUAGAAAUAAAUUGAGGAGCCUUGAUAAGCAGGACGUCCCCAAAAACAUUACUACCCAAAUGUACAUUGUUGCUUCUCAGAACCAAUUCUUGUUUAACAGUUCAGGCAAUGUAACUAUCUCUCUUGCUGCAAGCUUGAACAAUGUGACUUGGGUAAAUCCAAAAAUGGAUGUUCUUCAUGCCUACUACAGCAACAUGAGUGGUUUUUACACUGAAGAUUUCCCAGACAUGCCACCAAAUUUCUAUGACUUCGUUGCAGAAGGAUUGCCUGUUAAUACCACGCAAUCCUUGAUGGGGACGAAGGUGAAGGUGCUGGAAUAUGGAGAAGAAGUGGAGAUGGUGUUCCAAUCAUCUAAUGUAUUGAACGCAUCAGAGGAUCACCCAAUGCAUCUCCAUGGUCAUAGCUUCUAUGCUGUUGGAGCUGGAGGAGGCAAUUUUGAUUUCGAAGAAGACCCAAAAACAUACAAUUUGGUUGAUCCACCGUAUGUGAACACUGCUACUCUUCCCAAGAAUGGAUGGCUUGCUGUUAGAUUCAAAGCACUCAAUCCUGGAGUAUGGCUGUGGCAUUGUCACUUAGAUCGCCAUUUAAGUUGGGGAAUGGACACAGUUAUUAUAGUGAAGAAUGGUGGAACUCCUGAGACUUCUCUCCGCGAACCCCCAGCUACUAUGCCUGCUUGUAGCGAUCCGCCAACAAUUCAACUCUGGAAAUCUGAAUUUGUUUCUGGAAAUCUACGAGGGAGAUGAAUUAAAUAUUUAUGAUCUCAUACAAAUUGUUGCCGGAUAUUACUUUCAAUUAUUAUAUGGACCAGCUAGAACUUGGUUUCUUUUACUUAUAUUAAAUAACUAAUUGAAAAUGUCAGGUAGUUGAUAGUUCUCUUCUGUGACAUGGUUUUGAAUUUUGGGUAGAAUCAAAAUCACUGGAAGCAUUUCAUGGUGUGUUUUUGUAUGUAUCAAUAUGGCUUCCUGUGAUCUUUGCUUUUUUUAUGUAAAAGUAAUUGAAUUAGUUAUCCAAAGAAGGAACUUGAUUUCGAUUUUA
Hevea brasiliensis (rubber tree) is the source of this 2107-nucleotide messenger RNA. Its product is annotated as putative laccase-9. The transcript is spliced from 7 exons. Gene Ontology annotation, molecular function: hydroquinone:oxygen oxidoreductase activity; copper ion binding. Gene Ontology annotation, biological process: lignin catabolic process. The record is from RefSeq and is a predicted model, not a curated record. Lineage: Eukaryota; Viridiplantae; Streptophyta; Magnoliopsida; Malpighiales; Euphorbiaceae. Gene Ontology annotation, cellular component: apoplast. The coding region runs from base 46 to 1815 and encodes 589 amino acids.